This is a messenger RNA of Anguilla rostrata (American eel), 3494 nucleotides long. Its product is annotated as carcinoembryonic antigen-related cell adhesion molecule 3-like. The coding region runs from base 1295 to 3010 and encodes 571 amino acids. The transcript is spliced from 8 exons. Lineage: Eukaryota; Metazoa; Chordata; Actinopteri; Anguilliformes; Anguillidae. The record is from RefSeq and is a predicted model, not a curated record.
CAGGACCGAAUUUGAUCAAAAGAACUUCACUCUGCUGCUGAAGAACGUGCAGGAGAGAGACAGUGGGAUCUACACAGCAAAGAUAACUGAUAUUGAAGGACAGCCGAGAGAUGUUGCUUCCUACAGGCUCACAGUUCAAGUUUCCAGAGCUGAGGAGUCUUUGUCUCUGUUUGUGCGUAAGGGGGGCUCUGUUCGUCUGGAUGUGCAGGAAAAACUCCAGAAUAAAACCCUGUUCUGGUAUUUUAACUCCACAGCCAUACUACAAUACAAUAUAAAGUUUAAACAUCUGAAAUUUUAUGAAGAUUAUAAGAUCAGGACCAUAUUUGAUCAAAAGAACUUCACUCUGCUGCUGAAGAACGUGCAAGAGAGAGACAGUGGGAUCUACACAGCAAGGAUAAUUGAUGAUGAAGGAGAGAAGAGAGAUGUUGCUUCCUACAGGCUUACAGUUCAAGGUAGAAAUAACAUACUGUUUUACAGUCUCUGUGUACAAUGCAAUCAUAAGGGUGCUAAAAAGAUAUGGGUGGAGAAUACAUCAAUACUAAUGCAUUUAAAUAAUGCUGUCAUUCUGUAGAUAAAUGUGAUUUCUGAGAUUAUCAUGAGAUUAUAUCACUUGAUGAUAUUUUUCAGAUUAUUAUAAGAUUAUAUGAUUAAAUUUGCAUAUGUGUUGGUAUGAGUGUGUGUGCGUGUGUGCGUGUGUGCAUGUGGGUAUGAGUGUGUGAACGUGUGUGCGUGUGGGUAAUUCAUUGUGGCAUUUUACAUCUGCCAGCUCACCAUUAGACACACUGAACUCUUUUUCUGUACACCAGCCACAAAGCCCCAGUGUUGUAACGAACCCCCUGAUAUUUCCUGAUAAUUACAGGAUUUGUCUCUUGCUAAUUUCUACCGAUGCCCCAUUGCUCUACUGACAAACGUCUGACAACCUGAAAAUUUGUAGAAUAGGUUUAAAUGUCACAUUUUUCAGCACAAAAAGACAGAAAUCAUAAAUGAUACACUAGGCUGAUGGUUAUUAUUUUUUUUACUGUGAAGUACAUUGCAAAUAUCAGUUUCAUACUGUAUUACACAUUCUGCCAUUAAAUGUGGUUCGGAUAUACAAUGGUGAUUUGUUACUGUAUUAGUUUGGAUGCUAUAAAAUGUGUUAUUGUGCAAUAAUAGCUUGCAAGUGAUUUGGAUUUAAAGUAAGAAAGUCUUUCAUAAAUGUAUGAUAAUAGCUUGUAAAAGUAUUGUAUUUCAUUGUACUGUAUAAUGUGUGGUGUAUAUGGUAUCUGCUGAACAGAAUUUGUUUUGAAGUAUUAAAAUGAACAUUUCUCUGUUUUUUCCAGUUUCCAGAGCUGAGGAGUCUUUGUCUCUGUUUGUGCGUAAGGGGGGCUCUGUUCGUCUGGAUGUGCAGGAAAAACUCCAGAAUAAAACCCUGUUCUGGUAUUUUAACUCCACAGCCAUACUACAAUACAAUAUAAAGUUUAAACAUCUGAAAUUUUAUGAAGAUUAUAAGAUCAGGACCAUAUUUGAUCAAAAGAACUUCACUCUGCUGCUAAAGAACGUGCAGGAGAGAGACAGUGGGAUCUACACAGCAAGGAUAAUUGAUGAUGAAGGAGAGAAGAGAGAUGUUGCUUCCUACAGGCUUACAGUUCAAGUUUCCAGAGCUGAGGAGUCUUUGUUUGUGCGUAAGGGGGGCUCUGUUCAUCUGGAUGUGCAGGAAAAACUCCAGAAUAAAACCCUGUUCUGGUAUUUUAGCUCCACAGCCAUACUACAAUACAAUAUAAAGUUUAAACAUCUGAAAUUUUAUGAAGAUUAUAAUAUCAGGACCGUAUUUGAUCAAAAGAACUUCACUCUGCUGCUGAAGAACGUGCAGGAGAGAGACAGUGGGAUCUACACAGCAGUGAUAAUUGAUGAUGAAGGAGAGAAGAGAGAUGUUGCUUCCUACAGGCUUACAGUUCAAGUUUCCAGAGCUGAGAAGUCUCUGUUUGUGCGUAAGGGAAGCUCUGUUCAUCGGGAUCUGCAGGAAUAUGACGGACUCGGGUUUCGCUCCCUUUACUGGCAUUUCAAUAUCAACACAGCCAUACUAGAAUACAGAUCUAAAGAUCUGGAAUUAUUUAAAGCUUAUGAAACCAUGGCAGAAUUUGUUGAUAAGAACUUCACUCUGCUGCUGAAGAACGUGCAGGAGAGAGACAGUGGGAUCUACACAGCAGACAUAUAUGAUGAAGAAGGACAGCGAAGACAUGUUGCUUCCUACAGGCUCACAGUUCAAGUUUCCGGAGCUGAGGAGUCUCUGUUUGUGCGUAAGGGAGGCUCUGUUCGUCUGGAUGUGCAGAGACAUGAACGCCUCCGGUUUGACUCCCUUUUCUGGCAUUUUAAUAUCUCCACAGCUGUACUCGUAUACAUUAAUAAGUUUAAAGAUCUGAAAUUAUGUAAAGAUUAUAAAAGCAGGACGGAAUUUGAUCAGAGGAACUUCUCUCUGCUGCUGAAGAACGUGAGGCUGAGACACAGUGGGACGUACACAGCCACGAUAUCUGAUAAGUCAGGACAGCAGAUUCUUGUUGCUUCCUACAGGCUCACAGUUCAAGUGGCCCCGCCCACACCCCAAGUCAGAGUGGUGUUCCUCUCCUCUGCUGGAGGGUUCUGUAAGGUGUCAGUGAACUGCUCUGCUAAAGACACCUGGGCCAGCUACACCUGUGACCACGCCCAAUGCACACAGGUAGCGAAUACAGCCUCGCCAACAGGAGUCAACAUCAUUGUCACGGCAACCAACGGUACCAUUCACUGCAGCAGCAGUAACCGGGUCGACACAAAGACGGGAUCGGAAUCCACAAAGACCAUCUGUCCAGUUCCUCCAGUAACACCAUCUCCUGGCCUCUCACUGUGUGCGUUAAAGUCAGUGUUGUUCUCCCUGGGUCUGGUUGCUAUGGUUUCGGCUGUCAUCGCAGUUAAUGUCAGAGAGAGGUGCUGCAGAGAUCAAUCAGGACUGAGAGAGAAUAAUAAAUCUGUCAGAGGGGAGGAGAGAAUUAAUAUCUGAAAUAACUGUGUGUGAGCAUAUGUUUGUGUGUGUGCGUGUGUAUGUGUAUGUAAGUGUGCGUGCAUGCGUGUGUGUGUGUGUAUGUGCACAUGCGUGUGUGUAUCAAAAAACUUCAAGCUCCUGAAUGCAUAUAAAACAAGCAAUCCUAGCAAUGCAGUGCAGUACAUAUUUAAAAUAUUUCACCAGCACCACCCCAACCUUUGGGAGGGAAAACACAAGCACACAGUCAUAUUGGGGGUGAACUGAUAAUUAACUAGUUUGUUCAAGCUUUGCUGUGACUCAUUGCCAUGCUUUUUAAGCUACGAUGUGAUCUUACCUGUAUAUUUUAAGUUUUUUGUUUCAAACUUUUAUGUUUUUUAUAUUUGUGAGCUAAAUUCUUCAUGUGCUUUUGGAUUUGAAUGUGUUUUUGGAUUAUGAGCUUUUCAUCCACUCAAGCCGAAGAUGAUUUUCCAUCUGAUGAAAAAUAAAGUUUUCUGACUCGAAA